Messenger RNA from Anastrepha obliqua, 750 nucleotides. RefSeq lists its product as uncharacterized. The transcript has 2 exons. Lineage: Eukaryota; Metazoa; Arthropoda; Insecta; Diptera; Tephritidae. The coding region runs from base 1 to 750 and encodes 249 amino acids. The record is from RefSeq and is a predicted model, not a curated record.
AUGCCAAACCACGCAGCGGUGGCAAAGCCGAUGGGAGACUGGAUCGAGUGGCAGAUGGACGGCAAAGCUAAUUCCUACAAUAGGCAAACGGACUUAAAGGAACUUCGUGAAACCAAGCAAUUUAUUUUGCGUCCGCUUAGUGCAUCUGAAGUGUAUCAGCUGCUCGCUAGCACCGGCCGUAGUGAUGCUAUACCCGACGGUCGCUUUGUCAGACAAGGUCUGACAUUCGUGGAUAAGUUUAGGCGUCGUAUCAUCGGUGGUGGCAACGAGGUGCGUACGUCUAGGCAGCAAGUCUGCUUUGAGACGCGCAGCGCACGUAAUCUCGCCGAGGCUGAAGCGGUCUUCGGAGCCUAUGUAGCGGCGAGCAAUCGACGCGAAGAUGAGUCGCUAAAAAAACGUGUGCGCAAUAGUGAGGUGGCACGUAUUUUAAAGUUGAAGAAACGUAAAAAGUUGCGCACUGAAGAUGUCGGCAGAGGUAAAAAGCGUAUUCAGAAUGAUGACGAUGAGCCAAUAAGUAAUCCUGAUUUAGUCUCACGAACCGCUACCGUGGGAGCAGAUGACAAUUUGGAGAGCUUGACAUUAGAUCCAGCAACUAAGGCUGUAUUGGUGAUGAACACCGAUGCAACGGUAAUGACAAAUCCAGCUGUAGAAAUGUACAGGGAUGCAGAGGAUGCCGCGAUCUCAACACGCAAAAGUUCAACGCCACCAGAGGGCGCCAUUAAUUGCAUUUUCAUUAGAAAGAAUGAAUAA